AUGUUCGGCAGCGACGAUGAUAUGCAGGACAAUCCAGCUCCGGGAGCCAACCAUCGUCCAGGUGGAAGGUCCCCUAUGGGACAAAUCAAAGGCCAAUUCACCAAACAGGCCAACAAAAUGAAAAGUCUGGCCGACAAUGUCCAGGCCAUUUUGGACCAACAAAACGAGCCAGGUCAACCAGCGCGAAUCAAUGCUCUAAAAAAGAAGCUGGUCAAAGGCCUCGGCGAAAUUUCGAACUACAAACUAUCUAUCGAACAAAAGAUAAACGAAAACGAAAUGCUCAAACAAAACAAGAACGACAAUAUCAAAACAGUGCAAGAGCAUUGCGACCAACUAAACUACGGAGCUAUACAAGCUAGACUAGGUGAACUGCUAGCGAAAGUCGAAAGAUUCUUGCUCGAGUCACCACCUCCCCAGGGAGAAGAUCUCGACGAGGAAGAUUCGGAUUUCGAACAAGCGAUGGGCAUACUCAACCCGGCCGACCGAACUCUCGACGAAAGCCGUCAGGAACCGGCGCCACGCCCUACAAACUAUCAUGCCACUCGCAGCACUUCUGGCCAAGGACUCCCACCGCAGCAACCUGCCAAUCGAGGACGAGGACCCCAGCUUCUCGCUAUUCUGCAGCCUGCCAAUCACGGUACAUCGGGACAAGGACUCCAUCCUCCACCGCAGCAGCCUCCGUCGCAGCAGCCGCCACAGCCAGUCAGCAUCAACAAAGUGGAAGUCGAACGCCUACAGACCGAAAUGCUAGGCCAACGAGAAAUUAUCCAAGCGCUCCAACAACAAAUCGACGAGAUGAGGAGAACGAGCCGUCAAGCUCAGUCAUCUCACGGCUCGCCCUUCUACCAAGAAAUGGCAAGACCAACAACUCGUCCAACAACUACUAUCGAUUCGGUGCGCGAUAUUCUCGACACACUGGACAGCUUUUCGGGAGAAGAACCGGACAAAUACCCGGAAUUCAUAACCCAAUUUGAUCAGCUAGUCAACAAAAACGAAACAUUCACCGACGAGACUAAAUACUGUAUCCUAAAGAAACUACUAAAAGGCGACGCUAGAUUGCUGGUCACCACUACUACGUUUUCCAAAGCAGACUACGAACAGACUUUGAAACUACUCAAAGCCACGUACUCUACUGAUAGACGUCCCAUUCUCACGGCGACGUUCCGGAAACUCCCUUUCCACGCCUCCGACUUCGAGGAGAUGGAGAAGGAUCUGGCCAAGCACAUCAUCACCGCCAACCGUCUCAAACUCUACAAUAUCGAUAUCAACCAUCCACUCAUCAUCGAGGAAUUCAUUAAGAAGACCCCGAACCCGAUCAUGACUCACGUCCUCAGGCAGCUUCGGACCAAGGAGCUCUCUUUCGAGGAUGUCACAAAGACGGUCAGAGAGAAGAUCAUGGAGAUGAGAUUCAUCGACGAUGCAUCGCACGACCAGAAGUUGCGGGUGUCAAGCAACGAGGUGUGCGUAGCCCAGGUGCCGGAAAGGAACGGUUCCUCAAAAUACUCAAAACAGGACCGCUUCAACAAACGAAACAAAGACAAUAGCAAUGACAAAAAAUCGAACGAAAACAAAACGACUAAAGGUGGUUCUCGCACUGACAAAGAAGGGAGCUCGGGCAAACCGAAGUGCUUCUUCUGUAAAAGCGCGGAUCACCACCCGACUAAAUGCACUAAACCGGCAGACGAAAAGAAGAAGGUGAUGAACGAGGAGAAGCGGUGCCUAAACUGUGGUACUCAAGGCCACGCCCGAAAUAACUGCAAAUCCUCAUUCUCCUGCUUCUUCUGCGGCAAAAGACAUUUCUCCGGAAUGUGUGAGACCGGAGACGUGGCUAACCAAUACAAUAGGAUGAGCGAAGAACGAAAACAGGAGCUGAGAACAUUUUUUUUCGUGGCCCCCCACGAUCAAUAA
Molecule: messenger RNA, 1908 nt
Organism: Caenorhabditis sp. 36 PRJEB53466
Lineage: Eukaryota; Metazoa; Nematoda; Chromadorea; Rhabditida; Rhabditidae
Source: the annotation of a GenBank genome assembly